This is a messenger RNA of Megachile rotundata (alfalfa leafcutting bee), 1766 nucleotides long. RefSeq names its product syntaxin 18 (gene Syx18). Gene Ontology annotation, biological process: retrograde vesicle-mediated transport, Golgi to endoplasmic reticulum. The record is from RefSeq and is a predicted model, not a curated record. NCBI's taxonomy places the organism in Eukaryota, Metazoa, Arthropoda, Insecta, Hymenoptera, Megachilidae. Gene Ontology annotation, cellular component: SNARE complex; endoplasmic reticulum.
AUAUAGACAUAUGUAAAGGAUUAAAUUUUAUUACAAAAAUAUUUUCGCUAUUUCUGUAAAUAAUGUGAAUCGUUAUUUCAUAAGUAACAUAAGACAGAUUUCUCUUGACUCAUCGUUGGUUCUAUUACAAUUGUAACAGAUAUUGUUAUAGUCAUAGUUCCUGUUUUAUGAAUGGUUAUUUACUGCGUUAUUCCACAUCACGCAACAAAUGUAAAAAUAAAGUUGAAACAUUUGGUUAGAAUGACUACUUUUAUUUUGAUUUGAUCAGGUAUUAUCUGGUCUAUGAUUAAAAUAUGUAUUGAUUUAAUCACAGAAUGUGAUGUUUUAUGAUUGAAGAACCAUAAGGUAUUAAUAAGCAUAAAUAGGAUACUUUAUUUUAUCAACAUAUUCCAUAAGGAAGCUGAUUGCAGAAUAGUUAACGAUGGAUGUCAGUUCAUUAUUUAAAGCCAGUGUGAAGACAGUUAGCCUUCGCAACAAAGAUCUUGGAACUAUUAACAAUGUACGAGGUCUGAAAAAACUAAGAAGUAAAAGUGCAUUCUUUAUAAAAGCACAAGGUGUAGUCGCACAGAUAUCAAAGUUACGUGAGUUUCUGCUAGAAAAUCGUAAAGCUUAUUUGAAUUUUUCAAAUUAUUUGCCAAAUGUACCAAGUAUGACGGAUGUUGACCGUGAUCAAAUUGAUGUGGGUGCACAAAAAAUAAUGAGCACAUGUUCUCAGUUAAUCAAAGAAUUGCGAAGAGAAAUUGCUAACUGCGAAGUUUCACCACAAAAUUUGGAACAUAGAGAAAUCAUGUUGUUGUUAAUUGAAGAUUAUUUGAAAAAUGUUUGUAAAAUUUAUUCUGAACAGAAAGCAAUGCGUGUAAAGAGGGCAAUGGAAAUAAGGAAAAUUGCGAAAUUAGAAUUGAAUACAAACUCUGUAAGGCAGCUGGAAGUUGAUGUGAAAAUACCUGAAUCAAAUAUAACUGAAAUAACAGAAGAUAAAGACAAUAAGAUAAGUUCCAAUAACUCUAGUCCUAUGAAAAUACAAGAAAUAAAUGGAGAUGUUAAUUCACUGAUGUAUGAGGAAGAAAUAUCACCUGAAGAUAUACAACUAUUUGAAGCAGAAAAUGAACAGUUGUAUAAUGAACUUAAUACAAUUACUGAAGAAGUUAAGCAAAUUGAAACCAAGGUUGUACAUAUAGCUGAACUGCAAGAGAUAUUUACAGAGAAAGUACUAGAUCAAGACAAGGAUUUAGACCGUUUGAUGACAACAGUUGUGGGAUCAACGGAAAAUGUCAAGGAGGCUAAUGAACAAAUUAGGCAAGCAAUUCAAAGGAACGCAGGACUCAGAGUGUGGAUUCUGUUUUUCCUUCUAGUUAUGUCUUUUUCUCUAUUGUUUCUUGAUUGGUACAAUCCUUAAAAUAAAAGAGCAUAUAUAUAUAUUGUUUUAUUAAAUGUUUGUACAUACACUCAAAGAAUGUUGUACAUUAUUCCAAAUACUAAUAUAAUCCUUGUAUGCUACUAGUUUUUAAACGACAAUGAACAAAGUUUUGCCAAAAUAUGUCACUGUAUUUUAUCCCCAAACAUUUUACAUGAUAACUACAUCUUACAUAAUAAAAUUUAUCAUAUAUGUAUAUAUUUACUUAUAUACACACAUUCGCACAUGUGCACUUUUCACAUACAUUUUUAUCAUUUUAUUGAUAUUUGGUCUAACAGAAAAUCAUUCUGUAAAUUAAUUACUGAAAAAGUUGUAAACACGCUUAAGAUACAUUUUUAGUAUCUUUCUUCGU